UUCCUGAGUACACCUGAAUGCGACAGCUCGUUCACGAUAAGACAUCCGCGGGAAAUUCAGAAGCUUUUGGAUUCCCGUUUGGAGCUAAGUAUAUAAACAAAACGAAAACACGACAAAUAUUGCAAAACACGUUUGAACGCGGAUUUACCACAGUAGUGGACCUUACAAGGCGAGCUAAUCAUCAAAAUGUCCAAAAAGAAAGGACUAAGUUUGGAAGAGAAGAGGAGCCGCAUGAUGGAGAUUUUCUUUGAAACUAAAGAUGUAUUUCAGCUGAAAGACAUUGAGAAGAUUGCACCCAAAACAAAGGGAAUAACACCCAUGACGGUGAAGGAGGUGCUGCAGAGCCUGGUGGAUGACAACAUGGUGGACUGUGAGCGCGUGGGCACAUCUAAUUACUACUGGGCUUUCCCGAGCAAAGCUCUGCACGCUCGCGAGCUCAAACUGGAGGAGCUGAACAAACAGGUGUUGGAAGCAAAUCGGCGCAAAACUUCGCUGGAGGACGCAAUUGGAAAAGCCAAAGAAGGACGUCAGGAUACAAAAGAGAGGAGAGCCAUGUUGAAGGAGCUUCAGGCUCUGAAAGAGGAGCGGGCUCAGCUGCAGACGGAGUUGGACAAGUACAAGGAAUGUGACCCGGAAGUUGUCGAACAGAUGAGAAAAUCAAACGUUGUGGCCAAAGAAGCUGUUUCCAGGUGGACAGACAACGUUUUCGCCAUCAAGUCGUGGACCAAGAAAAAAUUUGCAUUUGACGGCAGCCACAUCGACAAAGCUUUCGGGAUCCCCGAGGACUUCGACUACAUGGAUUGAUGACUCUCAGCUCUCGUGUUGAAGGACGCGAGUCUUGCAUUGCCAGACGGAUCUCAUCGGUUAAUAUUGGGCAAUUUUGCCACAACCAAGAGCCUCCAUUAGUGGGUCAGGCGACGAAAGUCAUUCUGCACCUGUUUGCUGAAAAACUGGACUUCCCAAGUAUAUCCGUUGUCGUCUGAUUUAGUCAGUUGUUGUGUUAUUUUGCCUUUUUCUAUUGUUAUCGUACGGUUCCUUCAGUUCUUGUUUCACAAUGUGUUUGUUUGUAUGCUUCUACCCCAGGCCCGUACAAGCACUCUUUCCGCACGAGCCAACCAAACGCGAACAAUUUCUGUCACGACACGUCAGCGAUGACUACUCGUGUCUUCUGCGAAACGAGAUGCAGAGCAGAGCCGCGCUUUGUUGACUUUACAAGCCCGGCGAGUCUACGCACGGGCUCCAACUUUGUUUUUCCGCGUCGCUUGUCGUAAAACACGGUCGCUUUUCUCUACGCUUCGAUACAUGCGCCGGGCGACUUUGCGACUGGACAGUGUUCGUGUUUUGUUUGUUUAAAAUGUGCUGCCCCUGUUAAGUCGUGCAAGAGAGAGAGGGAAUGAUGAGGGUGGGGCGGGUGUCAAUAAAUGCCUGAGUGCUGCUUUGUUUGGACACACCCACUCGUGGGGUGACACGCUCAUGUGUGUACCUGCCCGACCUGUCUUUGUUGCCAAUCAUAAGUGUUUCAUGGUGAUUGUACUGGUGAUUUAAAGCAAGCACACUUUCUUUCUUUUAUGUUCUGUUCCGCUUAUCUUCGGAUAAUCAUUUUUAGAUUGCUGCUCAUUCUAUAGUAUGGGGUGCUCAACCUCAUAGGGGAAAGAUUUUUCCAAAGACCCCCACACCAUAAUCCUAAUCCCAAAAAAACAACUACAUGUAGCUCUAAACAUCAACAAAAAUACAGUGUAUUAUAUUAUUAUAUACGCAGAACGGUGGAUCAGCUGGUAAACUGUUGGCCUUGCAGUUCUGAGGUCCUGGGUUCGAUCCCGGCCCCGCCUGUGUGGAGGUUGCAUGUUCUCCCCGUCCCUGCGUGGGUUUCCUCUGGGCACUCUGGUUUCGUCCCGCAUCCCCAAAACAUGCAACAUUAAUUGGACACUCUAAAUUGCCCCUAGGUGUGAUUGUGAGUGCGGCUGUUUGUCUCCAUGUGCCCUGCGAUUGGCUGGCAACCAGUAAAGGCUGUAGCCUGCCUCCUGCCCCACGAUAGCUAGGAUUGGCUCCAGCACUCACCCUUGUGAGGAUAAGCUGCUAAGAAAAUGGAUGGAUGGGAAUAAAAGUACUAAUUUCAGAAGAUAAAAGGAUUAUAUGCAAGAAUGUUAGUUUUAUGAGAAAAAUCUCGAGAUAUUACGGUGCUAAAAUUGUAACUGAUUUCUUUAAACAAAGUCAUUAUAUUACAAGAACUAAUAUAAAUAUUGCAAUUCAACCAUUUUCUGUCCCACUUAUCCUGACUAAGGUCAUACAGAUAAAUUAAUGUAAUUUAUGAACCAAAAGUUGGAAUUUUUUGGGGAAUAAAGAUUAUUGCAAAUUAA
Syngnathoides biaculeatus (alligator pipefish) is the source of this 2357-nucleotide messenger RNA. RefSeq names its product meiotic nuclear divisions 1 homolog (S. cerevisiae) (gene mnd1). Gene Ontology annotation, biological process: reciprocal meiotic recombination. Lineage: Eukaryota; Metazoa; Chordata; Actinopteri; Syngnathiformes; Syngnathidae. Gene Ontology annotation, cellular component: nucleus. Bases 187 to 804 code for a protein of 205 amino acids. Gene Ontology annotation, molecular function: double-stranded DNA binding. The transcript has 8 exons. The record is from RefSeq and is a predicted model, not a curated record.